Penicillium arizonense is the source of this 927-nucleotide messenger RNA. RefSeq lists its product as uncharacterized. The coding region runs from base 1 to 927 and encodes 308 amino acids. The transcript has 2 exons. The record is from RefSeq and is a predicted model, not a curated record. NCBI's taxonomy places the organism in Eukaryota, Fungi, Ascomycota, Eurotiomycetes, Eurotiales, Aspergillaceae.
AUGCUUGAAGUCAACUGCACCGGCAGCCCCCGCGCCAUCGGCCUCACCCACGGCACAGCCGCUAGGUCCUUGGUCCAUGGCUCGUUGGCAUUCUACAAGAUGCUCUUCCAAACGAAAUGUAAAAUGGACUGGUCAGAUGCCAAACUAUUUGCUCGUAUAUUCCACCCUUAUCUAGAGCAGAAUUGGCCUCAGUAUGUUGCGGAAAUGGAAGGCGUUGCCGAGGGCGCCGGAGUCAGCUACGAGGACAUUCUGGUGCUGAAUGCGCCAAAUCUCCUCCGUCUAAACAUCAAAAAGGAAGAUGGGACGUCAGUUCAAAUGAUAGCCGAAGCCGGCAUCCUCGGGAAAAUAGGCCUUAACUCCCACGGCGUGGGCUGCACACUCAACGCCAUUACUGCCCACGGAGUUUCAUACAACAAACUGCCCUGCCACCUGGCUCUAAGAACUAUCCUGGAGUCGACUUCUCGCUCUGCUGCGAUUCAGAUGCUCGAAGCAGAGGGUGUGGCCAGUUCUUGUCAUCUGCUAGUUGCGGAUGUCACAGGAGGGACAGGGCUGGAGUGUAGUUGCGAGGACAUUGUGCGGCUGGAAAUGGAUCUGGAGGGCCUGGUAAUGCAUACCAAUCACUACAUCUUACCGCACAACGAAAAGGUGGUCGAAUCCAAAAACUUGCUGCCCGAUACGUGGUAUCGACUAAGGAGGAUUGGCGAGUUAGUGGAUGCGGUGAAGGAGGAGGGGCCAAGCAUCGAGGUUGUCGAGAGGUUGUUCCUCGAUGAGGUCGAGGGCGAUGGGUCGAGUAUCUGCAGGCAUUAUCAGGACGUCGAUGAGCUGGCGACGUUGUUUAGGAUUGUGAUGGAUCUAGGCGAGAGAAGGGCGACCGUCAGUGUGGGCCUACCGGUUGAUCCGGUUGAGAAUUUCGAGUUGAGGCCAUAG